This is a messenger RNA of Lytechinus variegatus (green sea urchin), 2433 nucleotides long. Its product is annotated as N-acetylated-alpha-linked acidic dipeptidase 2-like. The coding region runs from base 158 to 2383 and encodes 741 amino acids. Gene Ontology annotation, molecular function: carboxypeptidase activity. The transcript is spliced from 17 exons. The record is from RefSeq and is a predicted model, not a curated record. Lineage: Eukaryota; Metazoa; Echinodermata; Echinoidea; Temnopleuroida; Toxopneustidae.
UAGUGGUUUAUUCAGAUCUACGCACUAGGACUAUAGCUUACUAAAAGCGCUGUACAGAUUAAAGAGUAUUUAAUCAAACUUUGGUGCUAUAUAUCGGGGUUAUGUACUGGUGUAGCAGAGGUUAGGCAAAUCAUAUACCCCGUUUAGAGAAGUCAUCAUGCAGUCUCAGACAAGAGUGUUGAUCUUUGUGGCCGUGUCCGUGGGCAUCGGUUCGUUCGUGUUGGGAAUUCUUAUCGGACAUUUCGGCAUCCCCGACGGUUCGUGCUCUACCUCGCCGUCGUCGUCGCAAUCGACCACCACACCGACCGAAAAUGAGACCAUUAGCGAGCUGAUGAUCGCGGAGUGUUCGGCAGAAAACAUCGAGGAGAAUGUAAGACAAUUAAGCAGACGACCUCACUUGGCGGGAACGCCAGCUGAGAAGGAGAAUGCUGAGAUGCUUGUCAAUCUCUGGACGGAGUACGGAUUCGAUUCGGUUCGGUUGUUAUCCUACGAUGUACUCUUGGCUUAUCCUGAUCCGGAAAAUCCGAACAAGGUGAUGAUAACAGAUAAUGGAGUACCAGUCUUCACCAGUGCUCUGACCGAGGCUGUCCUCCGACCUGAGGAUAAUAAUACAGACGCUGUACCACCGUUCAACGCAUACUCAGCAAAGGGAGAACCAGAGGGCCCUCUGGUCUACGUCAACUAUGGCACUGCUGAUGAUUUCGACUGGCUUGCCAAGAAUCGACCCGAUAUCGAUGUCAACGGGGCAAUCGUCAUCGUCAAAUAUGGAAACAACUUCCGUGGACAAAAGGUUUAUAACGCACAAAUAGCAGGUGCUGCAGGAGUCAUUAUGUAUUCGGAUCCGGUCAACCAUGCACAUGAUGGUACCGAGGCGGUCUAUCCGAAUGAGUGGUGGCUACCGGAUAGCGGUGUGCAAAGGGGAAACGUGUUUGUUGGAAAUGGAAAAGGAGAUCCGGUUACUCCCGGGUAUCCGGCUAAACCAUUUAUGUACCGGUUAAACGAAUCGGAUCCCUCAUUACCUACAAUCCCGGUUCAUCCAAUCUCAUACGGUGAUGCACAGCAGUUGUUGAGUGAACUUGCAGGUGACGAGGUUCCUGAUGCCUGGAAGGGAGGUCUCAACAUCACAUACAGAUUCGGACCAGGUUUCACUAAUCCCAACAGAAAGGUGAAAUUGAGCAUACAUACUUCACGAGAGAUUCGAACCAUCUACAACGUAAUUGGUGUCAUCAACGGAGCAGUUGAACCAGAUCGAUACGUGUUGCUAGGCAACCAUCGUGAUGCCUGGGUUUACGGUGCAGUCGAUCCAUCCAGUGGUACAGCCAUUCUCAUGGAGACAACAAGGGUCUACUACCAGAUGCUAAGUCAAGGUUGGCGGCCACGAAGAUCUGUGAUGUUUUGUAGUUGGGGAGCUGAGGAGUAUGGCCUGAUAGGAUCUACCGAGUUCGUAGAGGAAUAUCAAAAGAUUCUUAACGAGAGAGCUGUGGCCUAUAUCAACAUUGACAGUGCGGUGGUCGGAAACUAUACUUUCGGGGCAAGAGCAACGCCUCUUUUGCAGCAAGCUGUUUGGGACGCAGCCAAACGGGUCCCUGAUGGUGAGACUCAGGAGCGGUCAGCCUAUGAUGUCUGGUUGGAACGCGUUCCCGAUCCUAGGACCGGAAAACCUUUCACAGCAGUGAUCGGAUCGGGAAGUGAUUACGCUCCGUUCAUGCACAGGAUCGGAGUCCCAUCAACUGAUCUUCUGUAUGUCUACGACUUUAUACGACUAGGACUAUCGUCUUAUCCCGUAUAUCAUUCUGUGUAUGAAAACUUUUACUACGUGAAGAACUUCUUGGAUUGGAACUUUUGGCGCCAUCAGACUGUUGCGAGAGUUUAUAUUGAACUCUCGCGAGAUCUCGCAGAUUCCGUAAUUCUCCCCCUCGGGAUUGUGGAUUAUGCCGCCAAUCUACGUCUGGCCUCCCUUGGCUUCGAAAGAAACUUUGGAACACUUUUGAGCCAAAAUGGCGUCGUUUUGGAUGAUUUGUAUUCAGCCCUGAAUAAUUUCUCCGCGUCUGCGCAUAAUUUUGAAAGGCAACUUACUGAUAUCGAUUUGAACGAUGCCAAUUCAUUAAGACGUGUUAAUGAUCAGAUGAUGCAGCUUGAACGGGCUUUUAUUGAUCCAGCUGGACUACCAGAUCGAAAAUGGAUAAGGCAUAUCAUCUAUGCACCUAGUAGUAUCGAUUCCUAUGCCGGUACAGAGUUUCCUGCCGUUGUCGAUUCGUUGUAUCUCAUCGCAGAUGACCCCGAUCAACAGGCUCGAUGGGAUAAUGUGAGAAAGCAACUCGCCAUACUUACAUUCACCAUCCAAUCAGCCGCCAGUACACUCAAUGACGUCACACAACUUUAACGGAUAUGACAUCACACAGGAGAGAGGUCAAUAACCCUAUAAUACUGCUC